Neoarthrinium moseri is the source of this 1851-nucleotide messenger RNA. RefSeq lists its product as uncharacterized. Bases 1 to 1851 code for a protein of 616 amino acids. The transcript has 3 exons. Gene Ontology annotation, molecular function: flavin adenine dinucleotide binding; N,N-dimethylaniline monooxygenase activity; NADP binding. The record is from RefSeq and is a predicted model, not a curated record. NCBI's taxonomy places the organism in Eukaryota, Fungi, Ascomycota, Sordariomycetes, Amphisphaeriales, Apiosporaceae.
AUGACGGCCAUGGUCGAAGCUCCUGUAGUGAGCGCGGAUAUCCUAUCCACCUUGGGCCAUGCCCCUUCCACAGACGGGGAGAUCCCACGGGUUGAGUCAACAGAGCUACCUGAAAUGGUCCACGACCACAAUUCCAUACACACUGGCACAGCAGAGCGCCGCACGAACGGAGAUGUCGUAAAUGACCCGUUUGAGCUGGCUUCUGAGUAUGCGUAUACGCCACGGAAGCUGAAGGUCUUUACAAUCGGCGCGGGCUUCUCUGGACUACUCAUGGCCCACAAAUUCCAGCAUCGAUUCCCAGAGAUGCAGGACAUUGUCGAACACACGAUAUUCGAGGCGCUGCAUGACGUUGGGGGUACCUGGCUCGUGAACGACUAUCCCGGCGUUCAAUGCGAUGUGCCAGCCCACAUCUACGCGUUUCCAUUUGAUCCCAACCCUGACUGGCCUCGUUUCUAUGCCAGCGGUGCUGACAUCUUGGCCUACAUUAAGAGGACGGUUAAGAAAUGGAACUUGGACCGUGACCUUAAGCUCAAUACGAGGGUUGUAGGCGCCCACUGGCAAGAGGAUAUCGGGCAGUGGAAGGUAACGGUAGAACACGAAGGCAAGCAGCGGGAUGAAUUCUGCCACGUUUUGAUAUCUGGCCAAGGCGUUCUCGUCCAUGAAAACUGGCCCAGCAUACCCGGUUUACGAGACUUCAAGGGCCAAAUCACACACUCAGCGCGUUGGGAUCAUAACUACGACUACUCCAAUAAGAGAAUCGCAGUGAUUGGCAAUGGCUCCUCCGGCAUUCAGAUCGUGCCACAGAUGGCCAAACUCCCCGGAACAGACGUUAAAAACUUCAUCCGGGGGCCUGCGUGGGUGUAUUACCGCGCGCCCCCAUCGAAACACCUUGGAAGGGAAUUUGACGAUCCGAAUCCGGAGUACACUGAGGCUGAGAAGAACAAGUUUCACGAUCCGGAAGAGCAUCUCAUCCACAGAAAGGGUAUCAUCUCGCGGACGAACAAGUCGUUCUACAUCUUCCUGAAAGGCGACAACAACAAGGAGGGGGUGAGACUGGCGGCCGAGCAGAUGGCCGAGAAGCUGAACCACGACCCAGUCCUGUGCGAACAAUUGAUCCCAAAGUGGGAGCUUGGCUGCCGCCGUAUAACACCCGGUCCGGGUUAUCUCGAGUCUUUCCUCCGACCCAACUGCCACUUGACGAACAGUGGCAUCAUGAGGAUUACCGAGAAUGCGGUACACACUGCAGACGGUCAAGUCUACGAGUGCGACGUCGUUGUUUGCGCGACGGGAUUUGAUGUCUCGCAUCGCCCGCGUUACCCCAUCGUAGGGCUGAACAAGAAGGUGGACCUGCGAACAGAGUGGGCUGACGAUCCGGAGUCCUAUCUUUCUGUUGCCGUUCCAGAGUAUCCCAACUACUUCAUGAUGAUGGGCCCCAACUGCCUUGGUGGCCAUGGCUCACUAGUUGAGUCAUUGAACUGGACCGGCGACUAUUUCGUCAAGUGGGUGAAGAAGAUGGCGACAGAGGAUAUCAAGUACGUCCACCCGAAGAAAUCGGUCGCAGAUGCCUUUAUCAAGUACGGCGACCAAGUCCACAAAACGCUUGUGUGGACUGGGAGUUGUAGCAGCUGGUACAAGAGAGGCAAGGUGAACGGCAGAGUGACGGCUCUUUUUGGAGGGAGUGCACACUUGUUUCAACGCAUGUUGAGCGACAUCCGUGCCGAGGACUUUGAAAUAACAUACAACACGGCAAAUCCGUUCAGGUUCAUGGGCAAUGGAUUCACAGCAUUUGAGAUGGAUCCAAAAAGCGACUUGUCGUGGUACGUUGAAAAAGCCGAGGUCCUGAACGAGUAG